AUGGCUGAUGAUGAUCUGUCUUUUAUGAUUUUUCUUCCGAAAUCCGAUUCUCAGGAAACUUUGAAUAACCUUGACGCUGAAAAAUUCCAAAACUUGAUUCGAGAACUUUCACCCGGAUUCAUCGACUUUGAAAUCCCAAUUUUCUCCAUAUCAUCAAUUCUCGAAAUUCCUGAAAUCCCGAACUCUCCUCAAAAAUCAAGUUUCCAAGUCUCUUCUCAAAGCACAGAUGAUAUUGGAAAAUGUCGAAUUAUCACGAAACGAUCGAUUGGAUUCAUAAAACUUCCUUGUGAUACAGUUCCAUUCAAAUUUCAAGCAAAUCGUCCAUUUUUAAUUUGUAUGAUCCAUGAGAAUGUUCCAGUGAUUAUGGGGAUUUUUAAUGGAGAUCCGAACUAA
Molecule: messenger RNA, 393 nt
Organism: Caenorhabditis briggsae
Lineage: Eukaryota; Metazoa; Nematoda; Chromadorea; Rhabditida; Rhabditidae
Exons: 2
Coding region: 1-393 (130 amino acids)
Source: RefSeq, a predicted model, not a curated record